Molecule: messenger RNA, 1433 nt
Organism: Pangasianodon hypophthalmus (striped catfish)
Lineage: Eukaryota; Metazoa; Chordata; Actinopteri; Siluriformes; Pangasiidae
Gene: manf
Product: mesencephalic astrocyte-derived neurotrophic factor
Exons: 4
Coding region: 131-673 (180 amino acids)
Biological process (GO): neuron projection development; dopaminergic neuron differentiation
Cellular component (GO): endoplasmic reticulum
Source: RefSeq, a predicted model, not a curated record
GUAGCAACGUUUUCGUGUUCAAGAACCGGUAUCCGGACCUUUGGUGUGUGCGUGUGUCUGUCUGUGUGUGUCUGAGAGAACGUGCUAUACAUGUAACGUGUGUUUUAGAAGUUUAAAUACAAUUUCAGCUAUGUUUGGUUUAAGUGGACUUUCGGUGGCUCUUGUUUUCGCUUUAGUGCCGAGCAGUAGCGAGGCUUUAAAAGAGGGAGAGUGUGAAGUAUGUUUAAGCUUUCUGGGGAAGUUUUACCAGUCACUACAAGACAAUAAUGUACAGUUUACCAGUGAUGCCAUUGAAAAGGCUCUAGUCAAAGCCUGCAAGGAUGCGAAAGGAAAGGAAAAUCGAUUUUGCUACUAUAUCGGAGCAACGAGCGACGCUGCUACAAAAAUCAUUAACGAGGUCUCUAAACCGUUGAGUUACCACGUGCCGGUGGAGAAGGUGUGCGAAAAGCUCAAGAAAAAAGACAGUCAGAUCUGUGAACUGAAGUACGAUAAACAAGUGGACUUGAGCACAGUGGACCUAAAGAAGCUGAAGGUGAAGGACCUGAAGAAGAUUCUGGAUGAAUGGGGAGAGUCUUGUAAGGGCUGCGCGGAGAAAUCAGAUUUCAUCCGUAAGAUCACCGAGCUCAUGCCCAAGUACGCCCCGAAUGCAGCCAAGGCACGGACAGACCUGUAAACUCUCUGUGGACUUGUGGGACCAAAGGAGCAGCUAAGAGCAUCGUGGGUGUGAUUUCUGCGCUGAUGGGGAGCGUGGUUUUGUUUGUAUUGCCUGUUAAUCUAGUGGUAAACAUGAAGAUUGUGACCUUUCAUCCAUUCAUUCUUUUAAGGCACACUGUACUGUCAAUAUUAGACAACACUGUACUGUUUCAACCCAGAGUUCAUAUAUAAUAUAAUAGCAACUCUCCUGAAUAACAUACACUUUACUUAUAGUGUUGACUUGCAUAAAUGCUUCAGAUGCUAACAUGGACUUCAAAUCAACUGGGUUUAACUGGUUAUUAAUUCAGAAAUGUGAUCAAAUGUCUGUUAUACAUAUAUAUUAUACAUAUUAUAUAUAAAUGGAUCCUUUUAUUAGAUUGUUUAGCAAAUGGGGCCAAAGCUUACCAGAAAAAGCUGAGUUUGCACGCAGGUGUGCAGCGAUAAUGAUUCACUAACUUUCAUGCAAAACAAUCAUAAUGCAGAAGUCAGCUAAACUUUGAGUUGAAACAGACUACAGAAACUGAAAAAGUUUAUACCUAGACAUGAUGGGUAAGAUCACAAACCACUGUCACCCUGUAGUCACCUAUAGUUUCUUUUCAAAUGGAAUAGUUUUUUUUUAUUUGUCUAUUAUAUGGAAGAGGAUGUGGGAGAAUCCAAACUGAUUCAAGUCACGUUGACGUCAGUGUAAAACAUGUUUAUUAAGGUUGUACUAUACUUUUUCAUUAAAAUAAGAAAAUGGC